UUCAUCGAUCCCCAGCAACACAACAGCUACCAAAAAAAGAGCAACUAGCCAGCAUCCAUCCAACCAAUGGCAUCCCUCACCACGAACGCACUGUGCAUCCCCACCAUGGUGGCAGCUGCGGCUGCACCGCGCUGCCGCCGCAGCCUCAUCGUGGCCCGAGCUUCUCCGGCCAAACAUGACGAGCGCCAAGAUCCGGCAGUCAAGGUUGACGCCGCCGGCGGCCGGCGCCGAGCCAUGGUGCUGUUCUCCGCCGCCGCGAUCACUGCCUCGACAGCAGCCGCCGUCCGAUCCGCGAGAGCCGCUGUGUCCACGAAGAGCGGACCCGGACAGUGGGUGGAUAUAGAGAAUGUGGCGGACCCAUACGUGCAGGAUCUCGGCAAAUGGGCUGUGAUGGAGCACAACUCACAGACUGGGGGGGAUUUGCAGUUUGGUAAGGUCGUCGGAGGCAAGCAACAGGUUGUCGCGGGCAUGAACUACAAGCUCGAGAUCGAAACAAAGGGCGGACCCUCCGGUUUUUACGAAGCGGGUCUGUUUGUUUCACUGCCCCCUAAGAAGCGUACGCUUAACUCCUUCGAGCCCAAGGCUGGGUGAUGGAUACAGCUUGCGGCAAGCUGAGGAGGGCCAUUCUUCUGAGUCUCUCAUGUAUGUGUGUGGCCUGUGUGGGCCUUGCCACUGUUCCCCAGUAGUUAUGUCGUAUCUAGUGUUUUACUAAUUUGGUUUUGCAGAAUAAAGGGAACAAAUUGUGGCUCGUGUUUGUUCGUUUUCAGAUAACUGUCUAUGUUUUCAUGCAUGCAUGCAUGGCUGAUGGCCCUGAGAAAGGUUUCAUUAGUAUUGCAUGGAGCA
This is a messenger RNA of Panicum hallii, 843 nucleotides long. RefSeq names its product putative cysteine proteinase inhibitor 7. The record is from RefSeq and is a predicted model, not a curated record. Lineage: Eukaryota; Viridiplantae; Streptophyta; Magnoliopsida; Poales; Poaceae. The transcript has a single exon. Bases 67 to 591 code for a protein of 174 amino acids. Gene Ontology annotation, molecular function: cysteine-type endopeptidase inhibitor activity.